AUUAAAAAUUAAUGGUUCGAGUUGGAAAAAUUAAAUUCAAUUAGAAAGGUCAGCUAUAAAAUUCUUUUACCCAAAUGAAUAAAUAAAGAAAUCAUAUAAUGUUAAUGAGCCAAGAGUGAAAAGAAAGGAGAUGAAAUUAACGGAAAGAAAAGAAAGGAGAGAAAAUUGUGUGCGAUGCAAGUGAAGGCACGCGUUUAAAAAUUGAUGCAAUACCAGUUCACUUGUAAACACGUUCAAGUGUUCACGUGAAAUACGCCGCACUGAAAGCGAAAUUGAACUGACUGGAAGAAGUGAAUUUGGGACUGAAAAUGGAUCCAAGCGUUUUGACUUGUCUGAUUGGCGUACUGUUUGUGGUGGUGCUGAUUGAUGCACAAAGACGAGGUGAAUGUUGUCAAGAUUAUUGCUAUAACAGUGAUGAUGAACGUCAACAAUCAGCUCAUUUUGCAUCGAAAACAUCCUAUCUGGUCGUUAAGGGACCGGAGACAGGCAAACAAUAUGUCGUUCCAAAUUGUAAUCCAGUCAAAAUUUGGAUUUAUUCUCGCCACGGCACUCGUUUGCCAGAAUCUGAUACAAUUUCGCGUCUGAGUCAACUAGGAGAUUUGAGAGACGAAAUAAUCGAUAAUUAUGAAAAACGACAUUCAAAACCAACCAUUGGUCAAAUGUGCGAAGCUGAUCUGAACCUUCUAAAGGAAUGGCAAUGGAAUCGUAAUAUUACUGCCAAUUACUCUGAGUACUUAACAGUGCAAGGUUGGGAUGAAUUGAAAUUUCUUGCAAUACGAUUUCAACGGUUUUUCCCAAAUAUUUUGGAGAAUAUUUAUGACAGAGAAAAGUUUUUAUUCCGAUACACCAAUUCACAACGUACAGAAGCCAGCUAUAAAGCCUUCGUCGAAGGUCUCUUUGGUCCAAAUGCAUACCAGCACGUUGAAGUACCUCCACUACCAAUCAAUGACACAUUACUUCGGCCGUAUGACUAUUGUCUACCCUAUGAAAAUAAACGAUCCAAAGGCGAUGGAAGUGAAUAUAAGAAAUUUUUGAAAUCACAAACCAUAACACAGAUGUUGAGUGAUGUGUCUGCUCGUCUGGGCUAUAAGUAUCCAUUGAAGCUACAACAAGUAACGGAUAUGUUUGAAAUGUGCCGAUAUGAUCAAGCAUGGAAUAUAGACCGCCCAAGCCCAUGGUGCUCAGCAUUCACUCCGACUCAAAUCAAUGACUUGGAAUAUAUGGAGGAUCUGCAAAAGUAUUAUAAAAGUGGUUUUGGGAGCAAAUUAAAUUCUCGUAUUCAAUGUACUGCCGUAAAUGAUAUGCUUCAUCAUCUUGACACCAACAAUCUUCCAAAAACUAUCGCAUAUUUCACACACUCCAAAAGCAUGCUUUUACUGUUAACUGCACUUCAAGCUGCCAAAGACUCUGAUUCGCUUCGUGCCGACAACUACUAUAGCAUGUCACAGAGAAAGUGGCGCACAAGUAAGAUUACACCAUUCGCAUCAAAUUUGGCGGUGGUCAAGUAUGAUUGUCCAAACGAGUUGGAACGCGAUAAAGUCAUAUUCUUCCUAAAUGAAAUACCAAUUUUCUUUGAUUGGUGCAAAGUCGGUCUAUGCAACUGGAAAGAUGUUAAACAACGCUACAAAGAGUUUACAGAAGUCAAUUGUGAUAAGUACUUCUGUGAUGAUUCUGGUGCAUCAAGCAUAUUUUCGACAAUUGUUUCCGUCUUAGUGCCGUUGACUUCUAUUAUAUUCCUCAAAUUGAUGACAUAAUCAAAAUAUACCUAAUGUUGAGUUUUAUUGCUCAAAUAUAUUCGUAGAUAAGAUAUUUAUAACAUCAGUCGGCACACAAUCACAGCCCAAUCAAAAUUUAAAUUAUCAGGCCCGUCCAAUAAAGCUUUAACAACAUUUUUUUUGUUAAUUUCUAAGUAUUCUCAUUAUGUAUUUUUUAAAUGAUUAGAUUUUUAUGAAGUAGUGAGUAUUUUUUGGUGUAUUUAGUUAUAAAAUAAACAUUUCAACCAGCUUUUAUUGUA
Molecule: messenger RNA, 2014 nt
Organism: Contarinia nasturtii (swede midge)
Lineage: Eukaryota; Metazoa; Arthropoda; Insecta; Diptera; Cecidomyiidae
Product: multiple inositol polyphosphate phosphatase 1-like
Exons: 8
Coding region: 309-1754 (481 amino acids)
Molecular function (GO): inositol phosphate phosphatase activity; acid phosphatase activity
Source: RefSeq, a predicted model, not a curated record